CAUUGUAACAAAAAUGAGUCUGAGAAAGUUAAACGCUUGUUCCCGGGAAAAAUGACAACUUUGUUGAAAGUACCAAAUUUGACGAAAGAAAUAUCUUCUGAGUUGCAUUUUAUGCCAGCUGAAAUACAGUACAACGGUUCUGCAAAUGUUAAAUCUUACUUUGAAACAAACAUCCGAAAAAAGUCAGAGAAUAAAAUGACAGCAAGUUUGAGAGGAAGACCUCUUCAUGGAACUAAAUUUGAAGUUCCCUCUGGGUAUACAGGUGUAAUUUUUAAUGAGUCAAAGAAGUCAGUUACUGAAGAUGAUGAGCGUGAACUUACAGCUACUGGAAGUUUUGAUUCAUUCAACUACUGGAAUCUAGAUAGAGAGCCAAGUCAUGGUGACAGGUUACACCAGGCAUUAACUUGGAUUGAUAUAGCAAAAGCUUUACAUUCUCCAGUAGAUAACAGUUUGUCAGACAGCCAGGGAUCAUUGAAGUCAGAAGCAUCAAUUUAAUAUAACAAGAGUUCAUUUUAUGUGAGAAAAAAGAACAUUGUUAAUGCAAUGACUAUGAAGUCAUCAUGUAGGUUACAAUAUUUGUGUCUGUCAACAGUUAGAAUGUUAAGAUUUGUUGCCUUUGUUUAGUGCUAGUAACUUGCCCCUCGCUAUAGUAGUGUCAGAGUAAGAUCAAGGCACAUAUCUUCAUUGCGUAGAAAUCAUUCAUGAUUAAAUAUACCUCAUUGCUUUUUGCUAUUUGAAGAUUUAAUUUUUUUAUACAGUAUAUUUUAAUUUAAUUAAGGAAAUGAAUUUCAAACCAGUCAGUAUAAAGUCAUACAUUAAUAUUUAGUAUAUACAUGUAUUAUAUUUUAAGAAAUUAUUGUGUUUAAAUUUUUUGUAAGGUUUGAAAAUAACAGGAAUAUACUUAUAAAAAGUUUUGUUUAUGAAAGAAUAACUUUAUUGUGUUUUUCUUUUUAAAACAAAAUAUAACUUUAAAAAUUUGCAUAAUAUGCCAUUGUUGGAUAUAAGUGUGAAAACAAAGAAUAAGAAUUUCAUGGAAUAUCUUUGAAAAAUGAAGUAAAUAUUUUUCACAUUGAAGAUUAGACAUUUUAAUUAUAUUACUGCCAUAUAAUUUUCAUUUCUGAUAUUCAUGAAGAAAUUCUUAAAUAGUUAAAAUGUUUGCAGGUUAUAUUGACAAAUUGCUAAAUUUCAGCACUUACCAAACAUGCUAAAGAACAUACUGGGUUACGGUAACUAUGAUGUAGUAUGAUGAGGUAGUCUGUUGUAACGUAUCAUCAUGUAUACACAGAUUAGGGCAUUAAAUCUAAAGUGACAUUUUUUUUCAAAGUCACAUGUUCAAGAAGAGUGUUCUUUGAACAGAACAGAACAUAGAAGAUAGAAUUUUUUUUUGCCAAAGAAAUUGAUUCAUUUUACAUGUAUCUAGGAUAUUCAGAGUGCAUUUAAUUGACUCACAUUAGUGUUUGUCUGUUUGUUUUUAUCUUCAUUAACCACAUGAAAUGUUACAGAAUGAUGUCUUAGGAAUAAAAUUGUAGAUCACUGUUUAUGAUCCAUAACCCUUGCAAGGAUUUUGAUUUCAUUAAACCUAGAAGGCAUUUGCACUUGCAUUCUGGUUUGUAAUUAAAAUCCACUGACCAUGACUAAAUGAUUUAUUUUACAAUUUCUGAAUUUUUAAGGCUUUUACUAUAAAGAACUGACAACAUUCGAGUGCUAUCUGACUGAUCUGAUGUAUAUAGAUAAAUAUUAUGGAAAAACUGUCAAAAUAAUAAGAGGCCUAUGAAAUGAAGGUUAUGGCAAAUGUGUGAAUGUUUUGUUUUGAUUACCAUAUUUUGUGUUCUUUUUUAAUUAAACUGUGUUCAAAUAAAUUAUAUUUUACAUAUA
Molecule: messenger RNA, 1875 nt
Organism: Ruditapes philippinarum (Manila clam)
Lineage: Eukaryota; Metazoa; Mollusca; Bivalvia; Venerida; Veneridae
Product: ribonuclease H2 subunit C-like
Exons: 4
Coding region: 52-495 (147 amino acids)
Biological process (GO): RNA catabolic process
Cellular component (GO): ribonuclease H2 complex
Source: RefSeq, a predicted model, not a curated record